Penicillium vulpinum is the source of this 180-nucleotide messenger RNA. RefSeq lists its product as uncharacterized. Bases 1 to 180 code for a protein of 59 amino acids. NCBI's taxonomy places the organism in Eukaryota, Fungi, Ascomycota, Eurotiomycetes, Eurotiales, Aspergillaceae. The transcript has a single exon. The record is from RefSeq and is a predicted model, not a curated record.
AUGGCGGUUUCUCGACGCCCCAAUGGCCGUGAACGACGACACGUCAUGGUCUUGGCCCGCAAGUCCAGUGAACCAGCUCCUUCUCGUAUAUGUAUCUUGAAUUUUAAUGAGAUUAUAUUUAUUUCAAGUCUUCUUUUCAGUGAGCGUAUGCCGCAAUGCCGCAAGAAGGAACGUGGGUAG